This is a messenger RNA of Pipistrellus nathusii (Nathusius's pipistrelle), 453 nucleotides long. NCBI's taxonomy places the organism in Eukaryota, Metazoa, Chordata, Mammalia, Chiroptera, Vespertilionidae. The record is from the annotation of a GenBank genome assembly.
AUGUCCAAAGACCUGAAGAUUCUGUGCAGUGACUUCUACCUGGAGAUGAGCAAGGACCGGAGCCAGAAUUUCAGUGCCGAUAACAGAGAGCAUGAAAAACUACUGAAGGAAAGCUGCACUCUAUAUUUGGGGAAUAUUUCCAUGUAUACAUCUGAGGAGCAAAUAUUUGAGCUCUUUAGUAGAUGUGGUGAUGUCAGAAAUGUAUUUAUGGGCUUGGAUAAGUUAAAGAGAACACCAUGUGGUUUCUGUUUUGUAGAAUACUACAACAGAGCUGAUGCUGAAAAUGCCAUACGGUUCCUAAAUGGGACCAUCUUAGAUGACCAUAUCAUCCACGCAGAGUGGGAUGUAGGCUUUACAGAGGGCAAACAGUAUAAGUGUUGUGAAGACUCCGAUGUUGGUAGAGGAGACUUUGUAAAAGCAGCUCAGGCCCACGAUUCAAGAGAAACUCCCUAG